Messenger RNA from Apodemus sylvaticus (European woodmouse), 3188 nucleotides. RefSeq names its product zinc finger CCCH-type containing 12C (gene Zc3h12c). The record is from RefSeq and is a predicted model, not a curated record. Bases 329 to 2977 code for a protein of 882 amino acids. Gene Ontology annotation, cellular component: cytoplasmic ribonucleoprotein granule; nucleus. Gene Ontology annotation, molecular function: metal ion binding; RNA endonuclease activity; mRNA binding. NCBI's taxonomy places the organism in Eukaryota, Metazoa, Chordata, Mammalia, Rodentia, Muridae. The transcript has 6 exons.
CUGGUUUGCCAAGCUCCGCUCCAGUGGCAGCGAAGGAAGUCAAGAGAGCGGAGGGGAGGAACGCGGCACGCAGUGGCUGCAGGGGCUCGGGGCGGGCAGGCAGGCGGGCGAGCGGGCGAGCGAGGAGCGUGGCGGCGGAGCCCGGGGGUGCCUGAGAGCCGCGGCCCUGGCGUGCGGUCCGCCGGGCGUGCGGGCGGGCCGGCGGCAUGGGGGAGCGUCCCGCUCGGCCCGAGCCCUAGAGGCGGCCGCGGCGGCCCGGCGCUGAGGCAAGAGGCGGCCGCCUGGCGGAGGGGGGCCGGGGCCCGCCCGGCUUCCAGAGCAUGCCGUGAUGGCUGCGGAGAAGACACUGCAGGAAUACGGGGUGCUUUGCAUUCAAGAAUACAGGAAAAGCAGCAAAGUGGAGUCAGGUGCACGGAACAGCCUCAUGGGCCUGAAGGACCACCUGAGGCAUGACCUUGGGCACCUGUACAUGGAGAGCGCUGACCCGCAGGUCAGUGCGGCUGUGCCUUGGCCUGCGGCAGAGAAAGCAGCGAUGGAUACAGUCAGUGCAGGGAAGGAAGGAAAGGGGGUGUCUGAAGAGAACGUGAGCUCCAGCGACUCUGAGGAAAGCACCAGUUCUGACCAUGAGUCAGAACGACUGAGUAGCCUUUCGGUAGAGCCAUGCUUAUCAGCUAAGACUCACAGACAGUUAUGUCGCUCUCCCUGCUUAGAGCCUCACCUGCACAGUGACAUUUUGCAAGACUUUAAACCAGAAGAGUCCCAGACUCCAUCCAAGGAAGUAAAGAAACCCCCUGAUGUGGUUCGAGAAUACCAAACAAAACUGGAGUUUGCACUUAAGUUAGGUUAUUCUGAAGAACAGGUCCAGCUUGUGCUAAACAAACUUGGUACGGAUGCUUUAAUCAAUGAUAUAUUGGGAGAGCUUGUCAAACUUGGAAAUAAAAGUGAAGCUGAUCAGACCCUUAGUGCUAGUAACAGCGUAGUGCGAGAAACGUCAUCCCUGGACUCUCAGAGGUCGGAGUCUCCAAUGCAAGAGAUUGUAAUAGAUGAUGGUGAAAAUCUGAGACCAGUAGUUAUUGAUGGCAGUAAUGUGGCAAUGAGCCAUGGAAACAAAGAAGUAUUCUCAUGUCGAGGAAUAAAAUUGGCAGUGGAUUGGUUUUUGGAAAGAGGCCACAAAGAUAUCACGGUCUUUGUUCCUGCUUGGAGAAAAGAGCAGUCCCGACCUGACGCCCUUAUCACAGAUCAGGAAAUUUUACGUAAACUAGAGAAGGAAAAAAUCCUGGUAUUCACACCAUCACGGCGUGUCCAAGGCAGGCGAGUGGUGUGCUAUGACGACAGGUUCAUCGUGAAGCUGGCUUUUGAGUCUGAUGGUAUAAUUGUGUCCAAUGAUAACUACAGAGAUUUGGCAAAUGAAAAACCAGAAUGGAAGAAAUUCAUAGAUGAACGGCUAUUGAUGUAUUCUUUUGUCAAUGACAAAUUCAUGCCCCCAGAUGACCCUCUUGGCAGACAUGGCCCAAGUCUGGAUAAUUUUCUGAGGAAGAAACCCAUUGUUCCUGAGCACAAAAAGCAGCCCUGCCCCUAUGGAAAGAAGUGUACGUACGGACACAAGUGCAAAUAUUACCACCCAGAGAGAGGGAGUCAGCCUCAGCGGUCAGUGGCUGAUGAACUUCGUGCCAUGUCUAGAAACACAGCAGCCAAAACUACAAAUGAAGGGGGACUGGUAAAAAGCAACAGUGUUCCUUGCAGCACCAAGGCUGACAGCACUUCAGAUGUUAAACGAGGUGCUCCAAAGAGGCAGUCAGACCCAAGCAUAAGGACUCACGCCUACCAAGACAUAGAGGAGACGCUUCCCACCAAAAACAAGUUGGAAACCAGGUCUGUACCUUCCUUAGUUAGUAUCCCAGCCACUUCUACUGCAAAACCCCAAAGCACUACAUCUUUAAGCAAUGGCCUUCCAUCUGGAGUUCAUUUCCCACCUCAGGAUCAAAGACCACAGGGACAGUACCCUCCAAUGAUGAUGGCAACCAAAAAUCAUGGCGCGCCAAUGCCUUAUGAACAGUAUCCAAAAUGUGACUCCCCUGUGGACGUUGGAUAUUAUUCCAUGUUGAAUGCAUAUUCUAAUCUGAGUAUCUCAGGCCCCCGAAGUCCUGAAAGGCGUUUCUCAUUAGACACUGAUUAUAGAGUAAACUCUGUAGCUUCAGACUGCAGCAGUGAAGGGAGCAUGAGCUGUGGGAGCAGCGACUCCUAUGUGGGGUACAAUGACCGCUCCUAUGUCAGCUCUCCUGACCCACAGCUGGAAGAGAGUCUCAAGUGUCAGCACAUGCACCCUCACGGCCGCCUUAACUCCCAGCCCUUCCUGCAGAAUUUCCACGAUCCCUUAACCAGAGUUCAGAGUUACAGUCAUGAAGAACCAAAGUUCCAUCACAAGCGUCCUCUUCCACACUUGGCUAUGCAUCUGCAGCACCCUGCCGUGGGGGCCCGCUCCAGCUGCCCUGGUGAGUACCCCUCUCCACCAAGCACGGCACACUCUAAGGCACCACACCUAGGAAGGUCCUUAGUGGCCACCAGAAUAGACAGCAUCUCUGACUCUCGACUCUAUGAUAGUUCUCCUUCAAGACAAAGAAAGCCUUAUUCUCGCCAGGAAGGCCUUGGAAGCUGGGAUAGGCCAAGCUAUGGGGUGGAUGCAUAUGGCUAUCGGCAGACUUACUCCUUACCAGAUAACUCCACACCCCCGUGCUAUGAGCCGAUCACCUUCCAGAGCCUGCCCGAGCAGCAGGAACCUACCUGGAGAAUCCCCUACUGUGGAAUGCCACAUGAUCCUCCGAGGUACCAGGACAACCGAGAGAAGAUUUAUAUCAAUUUGUGCAACAUCUUCCCCCCUGACCUUGUGAGGCUCGUCAUGAAAAGGAAUCCUCACAUGACGGAUGCCCAGCAGCUCGCUGCAGCCAUCUUAGUGGAGAAAUCGCAGCUGGGCUAUUGAAAGGAUGAUGCAUCUUUGUGGUGUUGAGUAGUGUUUUGUUCAGCUCAGUUGCUGAGGGAGGUUUGCUACAAUAGCACAUGUGAUCUCCUUCUCAGCAGGGAGGUUAUAUAGUAUCCAUUUAUGUGAAAUACUGUAUCAUGGAAUCUGUAUGGAACCCCACCUGGUGGACCUAUCACGGGAUUGCUUUACAUUCAAACUUUUUUUUUUUUUU